Beauveria bassiana ARSEF 2860 is the source of this 1725-nucleotide messenger RNA. Its product is annotated as Amino acid/polyamine transporter I. Lineage: Eukaryota; Fungi; Ascomycota; Sordariomycetes; Hypocreales; Cordycipitaceae. Gene Ontology annotation, biological process: amino acid transmembrane transport. Gene Ontology annotation, molecular function: amino acid transmembrane transporter activity. Bases 1 to 1725 code for a protein of 574 amino acids. The record is from RefSeq and is a predicted model, not a curated record. The transcript has 4 exons. Gene Ontology annotation, cellular component: membrane.
AUGUGGAAAGAAGAGGAAGCAAGCUCGGCGGAAAAGGCCGAAGUAAAGGUGGCCGAGGGCCAUGGCACGAGCACGCUCCUCAACCAAGUCGCCUCGGUGCAGCCUCACCCCGACUUUAUGACGAGAACAGGGCUGAAUAUCGAAUCAUUCAAAUGCGCUCACUAUGGGCCCGGCCUCAUUGAGCUGGAACGACCGAUGAAACCACGGCAUCUGAACAUGAUUGCCAUUGGCGGCUCCAUUGGUGCUGGCUUCUUCGUGGGCUCGGGUGGUGCUCUCUCCAACGGUGGACCUGGUUCAUUAUUCAUCGACUUUCUCAUCAUCGGCGUCAUGAUGUUCAACGUUGUACAUGCCCUUGGUGAGCUGGCCGUCAUGUAUCCCGUUUCAGGCAGCUUCUACGUCUACUCUGCUCGGUUUAUCGAUCCAUCAUGGGGCUUUGCCAUGGGCUGGAACUACGUCUUCCAAUGGGCGUCGGUCCUUCCUCUGGAGCUAACAAUCUGCGGCAUCACCAUUCAAUACUGGAAUAAAGACAUUAGCAUUGCCGUUUGGAUAUCUGUAUUUCUUGUCAUCAUCAUUAUUGUCAACGUCUUUGGAGCUAUUGGCUAUGCCGAAGAGGAAUACUGGUCCGCAGUCUUCAAGCUCAGCGCCACAAUCAUUUUCAUGAUUAUCGCUCUGGUCCUCGUGCUCGGCGGCGGGCCUUCAAGCGGAAGAUAUGACCAUUACUGGGGCGCGCGGCUUUGGUACGAUCCCGGCGCGUUUGCCAAUGGAUUCAAAGGCUUCUGCUCCGUCUUCGUCACCGCUGCGUUUUCGUUUUCCGGCACCGAGCUCGUCGGCCUAGCGGCUGCCGAGACAAAGAACCCCCUCAAGUCACUGCCCAGCGCCAUCAAGCAAAUCUUUUGGCGCAUCACGCUCUUUUACAUUCUGGGCUUAUUCUUUGUUGGUCUCUUGAUUCCGUAUACUGACCAACAAUUGCUGAAUGCUGGUGCAUACAAUGACCCGCAUGCGUCGCCUUUUGUCCUCGUCGGCAAAUACGCUGGCUUGACAGGCUUUGACCAUUUCAUGAACAUCACCAUUCUGGUCUCGGUGCUGUCGAUCAGUGUCUCUAGUGUCUAUGGCGGAUCUCGAACUCUCACCGCCUUGGCCCAGCAAGGCUAUGCUCCCAGGUGGUUCACCUACAUUGACAAGUCUGGGAGGCCCCUCUUCUCCGUCAUUGCCAUUAUUGUCUGCGGUGUGAUUGCAUAUGUCAGUCUGAGUGCUACCGGACCCGUGGUCUUUGCCUGGCUGCAGUCGAUUUCAGGGCUUGCUGCCCUCUUUACCUGGGGGUCGGUGUGUCUUGCCCACAUUCGCUUCAGACACGCAUGGAAGCACCAAGGCCACACGGUCGACGAGAUCCCAUUCCGUGCCGCCGGAGGUAUAUGGGGCUCAUAUAUUGGACUGUUUCUCAACAUUAUCGUCUUGAUUGCCCAGUUCUACACUGCGGUGGCCGCACCCAUUGGCAAGUCUGGCGUCGGUACGGCUGAAUCCUUUUUCAGAUCAUAUUUAGCUGCACCAGUCAUUCUCUUCUUCUGGGCGAUUGGAUACCUAUGGAAGCGCGAGGGCUGGCUUAAAAUGUCACAGAUUGAUGUUGAUACUGGCCGCCGCGAAUUAAACUGGGAGGAGAUUAAUGCAUACCGUGCGCAAGUUGCGGCUUGGCCCAGGUGGAGGCGCAUUGUACAUAUGUUCUUCUAG